AUGAGCACAAACAACAAACGGCGUGGAGCUAGCAGUUCCAGUUGUUCUGUCCCUGGGGUGCCUGCAUUGGUGAACGCGCCAACCGCCAUGUCUGCCGACCUUGCGUCGCUAUUUGAGUGUCCCGUGUGUUUCGAUUAUGUGUUGCCGCCGAUCCUGCAGUGCCAGAGCGGGCACCUGGUGUGCUCCAGUUGCCGUCCCAAGUUGUCCUGCUGCCCGACUUGCCGCGGCCCCCUCGGCAACAUACGCAACCUUGCUAUGGAGAAAGUGGCCAGCAAUGUUAUGUUCCCCUGUAAACACUCCAACACCGGCUGCACUGUCACCCUGGUGCACACAGAGAAGGCAGAGCAUGAAGAAGCCUGCGAGUUCAGGCCAUACUCAUGUCCCUGUCCUGGUGCAUCAUGCAAGUGGCAAGGAGGCCUUGACCAAGUUAUGCCACACCUUAUGAUGUCACACAAAAGUAUUACUACACUCCAAGGAGAAGACAUUGUAUUCCUGGCCACUGACAUCAACCUCCCUGGAGCAGUAGACUGGGUAAUGAUGCAGUCAUGUUUCAAUCAUCAUUUUAUGUUAGUCCUUGAAAAACAAGAGAAGUUUGAUGGACAUCAACAAUUCUUUGCCAUUGUGCAACUCAUAGGAUCUCGGAAGGAAGCAGAAAACUUUGCGUAUAGAUUAGAGCUCAAUGGGCAUCGUAGACGACUCACUUGGGAAGCCAUGCCACGCUCCAUCCAUGAAGGAGUGUCAUCUGCUAUUAUGAAUUCGGAUUGUCUAGUAUUUGACACAUCUCUUGCACAAUUGUUUGCGGAUAAUGGAAACCUCGGAAUAAAUGUCACAAUAUCCAUUGCCUAA
Messenger RNA from Spodoptera exigua (beet armyworm), 846 nucleotides. Lineage: Eukaryota; Metazoa; Arthropoda; Insecta; Lepidoptera; Noctuidae. The record is from the annotation of a GenBank genome assembly.